This is a messenger RNA of Myotis daubentonii (Daubenton's bat), 7702 nucleotides long. It is a transcript of the gene CCSER2, whose product is annotated as coiled-coil serine rich protein 2. Gene Ontology annotation, cellular component: microtubule cytoskeleton. Lineage: Eukaryota; Metazoa; Chordata; Mammalia; Chiroptera; Vespertilionidae. Gene Ontology annotation, biological process: microtubule bundle formation. Gene Ontology annotation, molecular function: microtubule binding. The record is from RefSeq and is a predicted model, not a curated record.
GCCCCGGGGGCGGAGUCCGGCGGGCGCGGCCGAGAGCGGGCGGAGGCUCCGGGUCCGGCGCUCCCUCCGGCCACUGACGCGAUGCCGGCUGCAGCGGGCGGGGCGGCCGGCCCGGAGGGGAUGUGACAGGCGGCCCUUCGCUCACCUGCGGUCCUUGCGCCUCAGGUUCCGGGCGAGCCGCCCUGGGCCGCGCCGAGGAGGCAGAGCGGAUCCGAGCGGAGCUCCACUCUGAAGGAGGUGAGACAGAAAGAAAAAGUUUCAGAGAGAUUUACCAAGAUGGACCAAGAUUCUGUCAAAUUUUAAGAACAAAUGUACCAUAUAGCUCAUGGAAGAAAAAACACAAAUCAAGACAUAUUUGGGUUCCAAGUUGCCAAAGUAUGGAACAAAAUCUGUAAGAAGUACACUGCAGCCAAUGCCAAGUGGGACACCUGUUAAUUUAUUGGGAACUUCCAAAACUAGCAGCAUCAAAAGUUACAUCAAAAAUAAUGGCUCUGAUUGUCCAUCAUCCCAUUCAUUUAAUUGGAGAACAACAGCUAAGUACCAACUUAGUGCACCAAGUGCUGAGGAACCUAAUGAUACUCAAAGUUCACAUGAUAAAGUAAUUGAUCCUGAAAAACAUGCACCUGCUCAAGGAAUGUUUGCUAAAAAUGGGAUAAAGGGAGAUUUGAAGAGUGUUUCUUUUACAUCAAACUUAGCGAAGCCGUCCACUAUGUUUGUGUCAUCUACAGAGGAAUUAAAACAAAAGUCUUUGUCUGGACCAUCCGGUUUGGGUAAAUUCACCAAAGGCACGAUAUUAGGAAGGACUUCAUAUUCUCUAGUCAGUGCUCCAACAUCGCAGUUGAGUGGGUUCUAUGUGAAUCGAUCAGCUGGUAGCAUAAAGAGGCCUAGAGCAAACUCCUGUGCUACCAGAAGCAGUUCUGGAGAAAGCUUAGCACACACCCUAGAUAAUAUGAAAUCUCUUACUUGUGAAAAAAUGGUAAGGUCACAGAGUUUUUCACAUUCCAUUCAGAAUUCAUUCUUUCCACCUUCAUCUAUAACCAGAUCACAUUCCUUCAGUAGAGCUGCAGAUCUUAAGCCUUAUCAGAACCAACAUCUACCCAUUAGAAUGCCUCUGAGGGCAAGUAUGCUAACAAGAAAUUCCCAGCAGUCUGACGUACUCAGUGGGCAUGAACAUUUAGGGUAUGGAUUUAAUAGGCCUUAUGCUGCUGGUGGAAAGAAGUUGGCUUUAUCAAAUGGCCCAGGUGUAACUUCCACUUUGGGUUAUAGGAUGGUUCAUCCCUCUCUACUGAAAUCUAGCCGAUCUCCAUUUUCUGGGACUAUCACAGUUGAUGGUAAUAAAAAUUCACCUGCUAGCACAUGUGUAGGGGAAGAUACUGGACUUUUGGCUAAGGACAGAGCUACCAACAAGGACCAAGGACUAAUUGAAAAUAGUGAUAGAACAGAAAAUGGCCAGACCAUGAAGCAUGAUGCUAAAAUUAGAUACCUGAGUGAUGAUGUGGAUGACAUUUCCUUAUCUUCUUUGUCAUCUUCUGAUAAGAAUGAUUUAAGUGAAGACUUUAGUGAUGAUUUUAUAGACAUAGAAGACUCCAACAGAACUAGAAUAACUCCAGAGGAAAUUUCUCUCAAAGAAGAAAAGCAUGAGCAUAUACCAACAAAGGAUACAGUUGAUUCCCCCAAGGAAAAUGAAAAAUGCUUCAGUAAAACUGAUGACUGGAUAGAUAUAAGUGUCUCUGACAGGAGUGAAUGUACAAAACAUACUUCUGGGAGUAACUUGAUUUCACCAGAUACAGAUUACAGAGCUGGUUCUUCCUUUGAACUCUCUCCAUCUGAUAGCUCUGAUGGAACAUACAUGUGGGAUGAAGAGGGCUUGGAGCCCAUUGGAAAUGUCCACCCAGUUGGGAGCUAUGAGUCCUCUGAAAUGAACAGCAUAGAUAUUCUGAAUAAUCUUGAAUCAUGUGAUCUGGAGGAUGAUGACCUUAUGCUUGAUGUGGAUCUGCCUGAGGAUGCAUCUGUUGAAAAUGUGGAGUGUGACAAUAUGAAUCGCUUUGAUCGAUCAGACAGAAAUGUUCGGCAGUCUCAGGAAGGAUUUUGGAAAAGGUCACCCCAGAGGUGGAGUGGACAGGAACAUUACCCCCUCAGUCAUCCUGACCGCUAUCAUCACCAUGGAAAAAGUGAUUUGAGCAGAGGCUCUCCCUACAGAGAAUCUCCUUUGGGUCAUUUUGAAAGCUAUGGAGGGACCCCCUUUUUCCAGGCUCAGAGAAUGUUUAUAGAUGUACCUGAAAAUACAGUGAUACUGGAUGAGAUGACCCUCCGGCACAUGGUCCAGGAUUGUACUGCUGUAAAAACUCAGUUACUCAAACUUAAACGUCUGCUGCAUCAGCAUGAUGGGAGUGGAUCAUUGCAUGAUAUCCAGCUAUCAUUGCCAUCUAGUCCGGAACCAGAAGAUGGCGAUCAAAUAUACAAGAAUGAAGAUUUAUUAAAUGAAAUAAAACAACUUAAAGAGGAAAUAAAGAAAAAAGAUGAAAAAAUCCAACUAUUAGAACAUCAGCUUGCAACUCGGUGUAACUGCCACCAAAAAUCUAAAGAGGAAAAAUGCACAUAUGCCGAUAAAUAUACCCAAACAUCCUGGAGAAGAAUUCCUCCUCAAGUACUACAGCCUUUCAGCAGCCUUGCCAGACCCACAGACCACGCCCAGGGAAAACUAACAAAAUGGCAGCAUAGCGAGGACCACAGUGAGCUCGCGGGCCAGGGCGCCCAUCCAGGGGCCGCAUGCCGGGAUGACAGCUUUGCACAUGACUCGCAGCAAGAAGGCAGCGGUAGCCUGGAAGGCCGGCCUUUCUCCUCAAGCCCACAGCUCACUGAGGAGGUGGGUAAGAGUGCGCCUUCGGCAGCAGGCUGGGACAUGACCGUGGAUGCUCCAGAGCCUUAUCAUUUGGCAAAUAAUCCAAUGAAUGACAUGCAGGUGGUACCCACUUCUUCUCAAACACUUACCCAAUCGAGUUCAGGAGACCAGGCUAAGAGAGUUGGAAGAAACCAGUCUUUACCAGAGGACGACACGUCUCAGCCCAAAUCCUUGCAGCUUUUGAAGCCAUCCAUCUUGAGUUCUUUGGUACCUCCUUCAGUUUCUGAAUCAUCUCCAAGUAGGACUCCCACCUGUAAGAAUUCACCAGUAAUGGCACCAUGUAAUUCAGCAAAAAUUCAGCUAACAUCUAGUCAAACAAAUCUUGCAAAUAAUCUAAAUCCACGAGCAUCUAAGCUCCGCCCUCCUUCUGGCUCUUUCAAACAAAAACAAAUAAUCAACCCCCGACCGGAGCCUCAAAACUUCCAGGCCAAGACAAGCAUCCCAAGGCCAUUAACAAAGAGAAAAGAGAUCAUGCAGAACCCAAAUGGCAAUUUGAAUUCUGGGGAUGGUUUGUCGUCUAAUCGGUAUUCUCGUCUUCCUAAACCAAAGAUACACUAAGUACAUAGUCAUCACCUGCCAAUUUGUCUUUUUAAAAAAAAUCUGUAAUAGCUUUACAUGCAGUUUGCUGCCAUGGUGGAGGUUCCAUUAAAAGCUUGCGAAUCUUAAAACAUUAAAAUGUGGAAGCUUCUACUCGUUUGGGCUCUUCCAUUUAUAUCCUGGUCGAAGCACAUAGCAGUGAAGUGUAUUUGUCUCAGGUGAACAUGAGCGUUUGCUUUCCCAUCUCAGAGGCCCACAGAGGCUCUCACUCUGUGACCACUGCUCGCACACCAGAAAAGGCCCAGUCCGCCACGUAGCAGGCAAGACAUGUGCCUUCGUGCCCCUCGUCCUCUCACGGUCUGGACUGAUUGUGGUCAGAGCCUCACUCUUUUUCACUUGCCCUCUUGUGACCAUGGUUCUUCUUUUAAGUAAAGAUUUGGUGGUAGUGGGAGGUGGUAGGUAGUCUGUAAGCAGGGUUCUGGCCAGUGAUUCGUAGAUUGAAAAGGUCUAUACGAAAGCUCUAUGGUGGACAAAGGAGACCCUGCCUUCCGUGGGAAGCUAUGAGUUCUAUCUUUCCUUGCUAGUAAGCUGCUCUCAAUAUUAACUUACCAAGUUCCCAGGAUAAAAUGUUUCAUAGGAUGUAUAAACCAAUUACAUAUCACUAACAUUUUGUUUAUACAUGCACACCAUUGUGUUUGCUUUUGGUACUGGAUAAAUUUUGGAAAGUUUAAGACACAUCUUGAAACCUAUACCCUAAAGGUGUAUUCAUUUGUAACGUGUUGGUGCUAGAGUUUUGCUGGUAAUUCAGUUUUGGACCCUAUAGGCUUAUGGAUUCAAGAUAGCUGUUUUAAAAUCACAGCAUAUAUUUUAAAUUAAGUCUUUAUUGUAAUAUGUGUAUUUAUUGACUUUCUGCUAAUAUCUGAAGACCGGAAUAAUGGACUUGAAAUGUUUGCACAAAACUUGGAUGGGAUAUAAAUAUCCCAUGCAUAGGGAAUUAGACUAUUUUCUGUAGCAAAAAAAAAAAAAGCUAAAAUAUUUUGGCAAUAAUUAUAAAUGUAAGUAGACCAUCUUGAGAAAGCUAGAAUACACAGCGCUUUUGCUGAGUUGUCAGGUCCCCUUUAUGUUGGUGUGUAUUUGAAUGUCAGUUUCUUAAAAAGUAGGUUUGGGAAGAGAAAUAGAAUUAGAGAGUGGAAAUUGUGUUUUAUUAAAGGUAUUAAAAGAUACGUCAGUGGCAAUGUGCUUAACUAAUGUCCUAGGAAGAUAGCUGUGGAGCGCCAGGGACCAGGAGCGCUCACCGAAUCAUGCCGUGGGCGCUCUUCAGAAGCUCCAUCAGUGUGCCCUGCUCUCCCAGAUCAUGUCCUGAGGUGGUUUGCCUGUUGUGGCUUUGGUUAGAGUUACUGUCUUUCAGAGAGAUGGGCUUUCACAAUGUAGAUUUUUGUUGUGAUCAGCUGACCAAAAUGUAUCAAAAGGGGUUCUGGCCAAAAACUUAGCCACUCACAUUUCUAGAGAUUCUUUUUAAAAAUGUACAUUGGUGAAACUCUCUGCCCCUUUUUAAAGAAAUAACAGCAAGUGCUUUAAUGUAAAUUUCAAGAGUUGAUGGAUUACUACCAUUUUGAGGUAGUCUUCCCGUACCAUUCCAGUGAAUUUGCCCUUCACUGGGUACAAACCAUUCUUGGAUUUGGUAGCAGGCAACACCAUCCUCUCAUUUAGCGGCACUUCUGCAGGAGAAACACAAAAGUUCAGAAACUUCACAUUGUCCAGAAGGUGUUGGUGUCAGCCACCGCAGCAAAGCUCUUGUUUGUGCUAGAGACGAGCAGUGAUGCUGUGGCUGGCAGUGGGCACAGGUGCUCUUUCAUUUGGGAGGAGAAAGAAGCUGACCUCAUGUAUUAUAAGUGGGGUGUUAUUACACUAAAGAGGGGUCCCCAAAAACGUACACACACUUUAACAGCUGGUGACUCAUGGAGUUUUCACUCCUUUCAGGGUUAACUGAUUUGAAAUAUAGUGAUGGGUGAAGUCAGACUAAGCCUUUAACAAAGAAAAUUUAUCCUAAAAUGCCACUAGACUUUUUAAUGAGGAUGUAUAGAAGAUACAGUUUACAGUACAAAACCAACAACAGUCAACAUUGAGGGUGCACAAAUAUCAAACAAAAUUAUUCUUGAUGUUUGCUUCACGUUAUCAGCACUUCCUGGACCAAACCAGUCAUCAGUUUGAAAAUAGGCAUUGGCAAAAAAAAGUAUUUCUGUAGAUUCCUUUAAAUUUUGAAAGUGAACUGUAUGUUAAAUAAACACUGACUUUAUAAUAAUUCAAAAUGUGUGUACACUUUGGGGGACACGCUGUAUUUCCUACAUAAUUCAUCCUGAUGAGUCAGGAGGCCUUUGGCUGAUGUAGAAGUUGAUAGACAUAUCAUGAGGGGGCAGGUUCUUUGGAAAAGACAAUGAUGCCGGGACAGUGGAAGGCAGCGGAGAAGAGACCACACAGAGGUGAGGCCUGAGUCCGCAGAGCUGAGCAGGUGCUGCAGACGGGCAGGGUGCCCAUCACUCACUCAGGCAUCGGCCCCAGGCGUUGGAGCAGACCGGCAGCAUGGAGCACAUACACACUCCUGUGUAGCAGUCAUUAGUAGGUCUUGAUCUUUAAGCAAAAAGUUUUAAUUUUUUACAUUAUUUUUAACCCUCUAGUCUGAGGGAAAUGUCUAUUACAUAAAAAUAAUGGCUUCUGCAGUUCUUUUAUUCUGAUAUUUUCCUGCUCUUUUUUCUUCCUGAUUAAUAUGCAGAAAUAUGAAUGAACCCAUCAUUUCAAACUCCCUGUACCUCUGUUUAGCCUUGAUUUUGGCAGAAGGCUCAUCAAUAUAAUUACGAGGCAUCAUACAUUUAAGAGAAAAACAUGGAGGAUGCUUUCACAAAACCGACAAAGUAUUUGCCUGCAGUUUUCUUUAAAAUGCAAGAAUAUUGUGUUAGGCUACUCCUUAGUAAAUGUUAAGUCGGAAAUGAAGUGAGGCUAUAGCUUGCCUGAUUUGGCUUAAUCUCCGUUUAAUGUUUCUGUAUAUCAACUCUGUAUGUCACUUAAUGCACUUCCUUCUACACGCAGAGCGUACUCAGCCUUCAUUGAGUAGGAGUUCAGGUCACUUUUAUCUUAGUUCUUGUGAUUUCAGUGAAGAUGGUUGCAGUGCUGGAAUUCCAAGUCCUGAGGAAGAAGUUUUCUGGGGAUUGGUUAAGUUUCACAUUGUGAAAGAGAAAAAUUACUAGAGUAUGUACAAGUGCAUACAUUGGGCUGUUAAUGGGAUGCACACAGAAUUCUUUAAAGAAAGCCUGGCGUGAGGUGUUUAUCCGCCCAGGUGCAGAUGACUGGUGCAUUAAAGGACCACAUCAUUUAGAUGUAAAAGUCAUUUAGAACGUUUCUAAAGACUGAGGCCCUCUAACGUUUUUCUCUUGUAGUCUCAUUUUAAUUUGUGCAAUAUCUUCAGGCAUAUCGACUACUGUUUUGUAUUUGUAUAGAUAUUAGGGAACCUAAAUAUUUUAACAAGUAAAAACCUAAAUAUGAAAGAAAAUAUCAGAUUUGCACUUUAAAUGAGCUUAAUUGCUUGGAGCUGUGCCUGAAAUAUCCAAAUGCCUCCUAUUGGGUGUGGCUUUUUUGUUGAAAUCAUCGGUUCACAGAAUUACACCCUCCACGUGCCACUUUUCCCACUAAAGCACUAACUUCUUUGAGUGUUUCAUUGACCCCUCAACGCGUCAAAGAGAGCAUGACCCUCCUGUGGCUGGCACUUCUAAGUCUUCCUGUAGCACAGAGGGUGUUAAACGCGGAGGUACCUCCUGUCCAAGCAGUUGUCGCCACCAUUUCCUGGUCUCAAGGGCACAGAGGAGGGGAUUUGGAAUCACCAGAUGGGCUUGCGCUGAAGAUCAGCGAGCCCGCAGCACAUUUCUGUUCACUCAGACUGACAGUGGUUUCCGUGUUCAUGGGUUAGUUGGGUGGUUAUGUUUGCAUGCGUAUGCACACAUUAAAGUUAAUUAUAAGGUAUAAUACAAAUACCUGAUAUUUUCUUGGGGAUGAUGGCCUUGCUAUUUUUCUUAAUAUUGAUGUUUGAAUUAAAUUACCUAAUUUCUUUCCACACCUCCCUUCAGUGUUUUUGCGGCAGGAAUUUGAAAGAAUACAUUUGAAUAAAUGAUUAUGAUGGUGGGUGACAAUCUACAACUAUGCUAUUAAUUAAAGAUACAUCAGAUAUUUUAGCUGUUGAGGAAAAGCUAUCCAUUUUCUCCUUGGUAAAGCAUU